AUGAUGAUUAAUAAUGCACCCGAUAUUUUAAAUUGCAAAAGUAAUAAUUCUAUUGAUAAACAAGAUAAAAUUAGUGAUUGUUAUGAAUUAGAAAAUGAAAAAAUUUUUGUUUAUAGAUGCAAUAUAUGUCUGUUAGUAUUUACAUGCGUGUAUUCUUUCGCAAAUCAUAUAUCAAAUGAAAAUCAUAGGGUUAAACAAUUAGAUGCAUUAAAAAAAGAUAAAUACUUUAACUGUCUGAGAUGUAAAUAUAUUUGUCUUAGUGUUGUUAAAAUUAUUAAACAUAUAGAAUUAUAUAAUCAUGGACAGAAUAUUUUAAAAAAAAUUAAAAGAAAAAUUUUAUAUACUGGUACUGUCAAUUGUGCAUGUAAAACAAAAUGUUACUUUUUUUAUUCCCAAAAUAAAAAUUUCCGAAGCUUAGAAAAUAUUCCAUCUAAUGAUAAUAAUUUAUUAAAUGUAAAAUCAGAAAUAGAAAGGAGGAAUUCUUACGAAGAACAAUUUAUUAAAAAUAACGCUUAUAAUGAUAAAUGUGAAGAUGAAGUUUCACCGAAUGAAAAUGUUAAUGUAGAAAAUUAUAAUAAUCAGAAUAAAUUUAUUCAAAAUUUAUCUUUUGAAAAACUUAAAGAAUCAAUUAAAGAAAUUUCAACAAAUGAUAAUAUCAAAAUGCAACUUAUAAAUUAUUUACAAAAAAAUUCCAUAUGUUCAUUUUAUCAUAACUAUAUUAAUAAUAAUAUGAAUAAUUAUAAUAAAGAUAGUAACUUUCAAGUUGGAGAACAGGCACUUAACCUCCAUUUGCAAAUUGAUAAAAUAAAAGACUUUAAUAAUAUUUUAUUAAAUUUAGAUAAAUAUGAAGAAAAAAAAGAAAUAAAAAAUACUAGCGACAUAAAAAAAAAUCUUUUAUUAUUUAUACAUGAAAAUACUUACAAUUUAAAUAAAACAAAAAACUGUCAUUCUAAUAUAAAUAAUGAUAAAAAAAAUGAUAAUACUGAAAAUGAAGAUGAAUUAAGCGUAUUUGAUAAUAAUUCAUAUGGAAUGAAUACAUAUUCUGAAGAAAAUUAUAUCCAAUUUAAAAAUAGUGAAUGUAAUCAAUUUAAAAAUGGAGAAUCUAACAAUUUGAAAAAUGAUGAAUAUAAUCAAUUUAAAAAUGGACAAUUUAGCUAUUUUAAAAAUAAUGAAUAUAAUCAAUUUAAAAAUGGACAGUUUAGCGAUUUUAAAAAUAAUGAAUAUAAUCAAUUUAAAAAUGGAGAAUUUAACAAUUUGAAAAAUGAUGAAUAUAAUCAAUUUAAAAAUGGAGAAUUUAACAAUUUGAAAAAUGAUGAAUAUAAUCAAUUUAAAAGUGAAGAAUUUAACAAUUUGAAAAAUGAUGAAUAUAAUCAAUUUAAAAGUGAAGAAUUUAACAAUUUGAAAAAUGAUGAAUAUAAUCAAUUUAAAAGUGAAGAAAAAGAUAAUUAUUUGUGGAUUGAAGAUGAAUUAAAAAAAAAUAAACAAGAAAAAAAUCAAGAAUGCUUAAACCAAUUAAAUAAUUUAAAUGAACUUCAUAGUUGCUAUAUAUCCAAUGAUAUAAAUUAUUCUAAAGAAAUAACUAAUAAAGGAAAUUUAAAUUAUGAAUUAUUCUUUAAAAAUAACGAUGAACGUUUUUACAAUAUUUAUAAUGAAGAUUUUGUGAAUCCUCCUCCAAGAAGUGAUGAAAAAAAUAAAAUUAAUAUUUCUUUCAACAGCAAGAAAAAUAGCAAUGAUUCUAAUAUAUUAGAAGCUAUAUAUAAGAUGGAAAACCAUUAUGCAAGUAAUCAUAUAAUUAAUAAUACUGAUAAAAAUAUAAAUAAAAAUGCACAAGAAAAUAUAAAUAAAAAUACACAAGAAAAUAUAAAUAAAAAUAUAUAUCAAAAUAUGAAUGAAGAUAUAAAUAAGAGCAUAAACAAAAAUAUGAAUGAUAAAAUAAAUGAAAAUGCAUAUAACAACGUAAAUGAAAGUAUCAAUAAUUAUAGAAAUAUUACAAAAAGUGUGUAUGAUUUAGAAGACGAAAUAGACUUCAUCUAUAACUCAAAUCCAAACUUCAACAAUGAUAUAGUAAGAAAAUAUUUUUCUGAAAAUUUAAAAUCAAAUUUAUUUGAUAGUCAAAUAAAUGAUCAUAUUAUAGAUGAUAAAAAUUUAAAUAUUAAUAGUGAUAACUUUUUCACACAAUAUAAUUUUUCUUUAAAAGAAACAGAAAAAAAGGAAGAUAUUAUAUUAGAAAAUUCCUAUAAGGAAAUAGAUGUUUUUGACAAUUUUAAAAAUGAUGAAAAUAUUCAUAAUAUUCAUGAAAUGGAUGCGUCUCUUAUUAAUAAAAAUAUGCAUUCUUAUUUUAAUGAUGAACAACAAAGUACUAAUGAUAUUAACAAAAACGAAAAUAAUAUUAAUAAUGAAUACAAUAUUUAUAACCAAAAAAAAAAUUCUAAUUAUUUAACAAGCAAUUUAUUAAAAAAUAACAAUGAAAAAAAAAAUUAUAUCAUUGAAUAUGAAGAAGAAAUGAAGACAAAAUUAUUAAAUAGGUAUAAUGAUAACAUAACAAAUGAAAAAAAAAUUUCAAAUAUAAAUAUUCUGAAUAAAUUAGAAAAUUCUAAUGUAUUAAAAAAUUAUAUAGAACUAUUCAAUAAUCUCAAUAAAAGUCAUGAUAAAAUGGAUAUAACUAAUUAUAAUUUUAUGCAUUUUAAUAAAUAUAGUAACCAAAAUAAUGAUAAUACAUAUAUUAAUAUACUCACAAAUUUACAAAAAAAAAUAGAAAAAAGGGAAGAGAAUGAUACGGAUAAUAAAAUAGAAAAAAAAGAGAAGAAAAAUUUGAAUUUCUUAAAAAAUAAAAUUUUUAAAGCAAAAAAUUUAGAUAAAGUUGAUUCAUACAUAUCAACAGAUCAAAAUUAUGAUUCCAUUUUUAACGAAAAUGAUAAUUUUCAUAUAAAUAUUCAUCAUAUUAAUGAAAAAAAUAAUAAAAAUACUUUAAAUGAAAUCGUUGAUAUAAAUAAAAAAAGGAAAUCAUUCAUUGAAGAAAUAGAUGAACUAAAAAAAAUUAUUGAAGAAGAUAAGAAAAAUAACAGUAAUACAAUGAACUUUACAGCUAUUAAUUUAAAUAAUGAUAAAAAAAAUUUAAAUUCAAAUCCUUUAUGUAUUGAAAAAAAUAAUUUAUUAAACGAUGGGAAAAUAAAAAAAUACAAUACUACUCCUAAUAAUAGAAGUAGUGACUAUAACAUUGAUUUUAAUAUAAAAUCAAUAUGUAAAAGCAACACUGAUUAUUUUCAAAAGUAUGCUCUAAAUUCUAAUAAAAAUUAUAAUGAUACAUCAAAUGAACAAUUUAAUAAUUUUAUAUCUAAUUUGAAAAAGACAAACAAUUAA
Molecule: messenger RNA, 3360 nt
Organism: Plasmodium relictum
Lineage: Eukaryota; Apicomplexa; Aconoidasida; Haemosporida; Plasmodiidae
Product: conserved Plasmodium protein, unknown function
Source: RefSeq, a predicted model, not a curated record